This is a messenger RNA of Parathielavia appendiculata, 2832 nucleotides long. RefSeq names its product ras GEF. The transcript has 5 exons. Gene Ontology annotation, molecular function: guanyl-nucleotide exchange factor activity. Gene Ontology annotation, biological process: Ras protein signal transduction; positive regulation of GTPase activity. NCBI's taxonomy places the organism in Eukaryota, Fungi, Ascomycota, Sordariomycetes, Sordariales, Chaetomiaceae. Bases 1 to 2832 code for a protein of 943 amino acids. The record is from RefSeq and is a predicted model, not a curated record. Gene Ontology annotation, cellular component: plasma membrane.
AUGCGGGUGCAGACGCACCGACAAGCGUCACAUCCGGGGGUAGCGAUGCCGCAGCUGCUGUCAAGGCCUACCCCGCCGCUGGCAGCGGUUGCUCGUGCUGGCGCCGCCGGUGCUACAAGUGCUGCCACAACCGAGCCAAGCUUCGCUCCGCCAUCCGGACAACCUCCCUCCGCCUCUGCCGCCGAGGGCACCUUUCUGCUCGUCGACGACGUCCCCCCCCCCGCCGGCAUUCGAGAUUCGUUCGCUUCGAUAGUCGACGACCCCUUCUUCCUCCGCUUCCACGACCCCCAACCCGGCCGCGAGACCGAGCCUGCGACGGCCCCAGGUCCCGACCCGCAACGCGUCCCGGCGACGAGUGCUGGUAUUGGCAAUGAGCAACGUCAGCCGUGGAUCCCGCCCCGGAAAGAAUCUUUGAGCGAUACCAAUCCGACUCCCUGGUUUGAGCAUGCCCAACACGCAAUGGAAUCCAUAAAUAUCGCCGUCAUUGGCGCCGAAGGUGUGGGCAAGUCCACCUUCAUCCGCCACCUCUGCCGGACACCCGUACCGUCGGCCCCGAAUAUCACAAAAAUGCACCACGAGCUCGACGGCGCCCCCUAUUUCGUCACUCUAGUUGAGCUCGAUCUCGAGGGCAUCGAGCUGGACCCGAACCAGCCCAUCCACUGGCCGAAACAGAUCGGAGGACACCGCCUGCCCUGCAUGGACGGCGCACUGAUCCUGUACGAUGCCAUGGACGAAGAGACAAUGCGGGAGGUGCCCCCAAUCAUAGCCGCGCUCGCAAAUUCCUCCCUGCCGACCGUCCUGGUCGCUACAAAAUGUGACACGCCCGACGACCUACGACACCCCGAUCUGGCGGGGCUCGCUUCCGUCUUUGCUACCUGUGCCGGCCAUUUCAGAACCGCGUCUAACGCGCCGGGGAGCGCUCGAGAAUGCCUGCAAGCAAUGUUGAGGGCUGCUCUGGCCAAUCGGAGAGGCAACGCAGAAAGUUCCAGCACCCGGCGGCGUGCUGCUUCGACAGCGAAUCUCGAUGCGCCCGUGGAGAUGCAUAAUGGGCGCCCCAUCAGUCAGCACAGUAAGCACAGCAGGGCCAGUUCUGACUUUUCGCUUCUGCGCGGCUUCCCGCAACCGCCGCCACCUUCUAGGUCUCCGAGGCUGGAUUAUCAGAGCGGCGCUUCAGGCAGCAGCCUAAACUAUAGCGCGGCCAUUCCCGAGGACGGCAAGCAACAGACAGUGUCAAGCAUGCUGCGGACUCCGGGCAUUCGCUUAGAUGGCGGAGCCGAAUCGUUCCUCAACGUCGACGAAUCCGACGGAGAGUCAUUCCAGAACUCGGACGACAUUCCCAUCCUGCAGCGUAAUGACGAGAGCCCUGCUGGCCAACCGGCCAAGGAGAUGGGUGUGACUCUCGGCGAGCUCGUCGACAGGCUUCUGGCACCCAAGAUGUCCAAGGCAGACCACAACUUUGUCGACGUGUUCCUCUGUCUGUACCGAAAAUUUGCCGCCCCUUCUAAGUUGCUAGCAUCGAUCCGCACACGGCUGGACCAGUUGCGGAAUGACCGAGGUGCACAAUACCUGAUCAAAACAGACGCUCAGAUGCGGAUCGUCGAGGUCGUGGCGAAAUGGCUGUCGCUGUACCCCGGGGACUUUGCGAGGUCGGCGACGAGGAACAGUCUGGAGGAACUGAUCAGGCAACUGUCGUUGGAGCCAGUCUUUGUCGCGGCUGCGCAGCAAAUGCGACUGCACCUCGACCACAAGGUCACCGAAGACGACGACACGGAUUGGGCAUGUUCGGAUCCCGUGGAGGAUGACGAGGGCAAGGACGUGGCGGGACAGAGACGGAGCGGUGUGGCAGAGUCGAUGAGCUCCUUGCAGCUGGAGGACGCUAGCGUGCCCAGCCAGCGGCGUCCGUCCCAGAGUUCGGACUUAUCCGGCUUGGAUUCGCACGGCGGUCGGGUUCUGGCGCGGUUUCAGUUUUAUUCGGUCGAGGACUACGAGCGCGAGGCGGCUACCCUUGUACCAACACCCACGGUCCCCCUCAACAAGUUCCGGUACCACAUGUUUAUGGGGCUCGACGCGGACGACAUAGCCGAGGAGAUGACGCGCAUAGACUGGGUCAUGUUCAGCUCGAUCCGGAUCCGCGACCUGGUGCGCCACGUCAGCCUGUCGGCCGACCAGAAGGAGAAGUGCCGCAACCUGAGAAACGUCAACCGCAUGGUCUCGCACUUCAACCACAUCGCCCAGUGGGUCGCCAACAUGAUCCUCAUCCGCGACAAGGCCAAGCACCGCGCCCCCUGCCUCGAAAAGUUCAUGACCAUCGCCCUCAAGCUCCGCCAGCUGAACAAUUACAACGGCCUGGCCGCCGUGCUGGCCGGCCUCGACGGCACGGCCAUCCACCGCCUCGGCCAGACGCGCUCGCUGCUCACGCCCGAGGUGGAGAAGCGGUACAAGGGCCUGAACCUGCUGAUGGGCACGGCCAAGAGCCACUUUGCGUACCGCCUCGCGUGGGAGAACUCGCCGCUGCCGCGCAUCCCCUUCAUUCCGCUGCACCGGCGCGAUCUCGUCUCGGCCGAGGAGGGCAGCCGGACGUUUGUGGGGCCCAACGGGGACCGCAUCAACUGGAAGAAAUUUGAGGUCCUCGGCGAGGUGCUGCUGCCCAUCAUGAAGAGCCAGGGCCAGCCGUACCAAAAUCUGCAUCGGAAUGAGUCGUGCAGGGAGCUGAUUAUGGAUUGUCGGAUGCCGACGGAUGAGGAGGACAUUUACCAGCGCAGUGUGCAGGUCGAGCCUGUGGGCAUUGCGGCAGAGCCGAAUAGGAGGAAGUUUCCCUGGUUGCCCAAGUAG